Messenger RNA from Nycticebus coucang (slow loris), 1205 nucleotides. It is a transcript of the gene SOCS1, whose product is annotated as suppressor of cytokine signaling 1. The record is from RefSeq and is a predicted model, not a curated record. Gene Ontology annotation, biological process: intracellular signal transduction; phosphatidylinositol phosphate biosynthetic process. The transcript is spliced from 2 exons. Bases 140 to 778 code for a protein of 212 amino acids. Gene Ontology annotation, molecular function: 1-phosphatidylinositol-3-kinase regulator activity. Gene Ontology annotation, cellular component: phosphatidylinositol 3-kinase complex. NCBI's taxonomy places the organism in Eukaryota, Metazoa, Chordata, Mammalia, Primates, Lorisidae.
UGCACGGCUCCCGCCCUCGGAGCAUGCGCGAGAGCGGCCCCGGAGCCCCCCGCCGCCCCGCCGCCCCGCCCGCGGCGCCCCGCCGCCAGCGCAACCCCGGACGCUAUGGCCCACCCCUCCAGCUGGCCCCUCGAGUAGGAUGGUAGCACACAACCAGGUGGCAGCUGACAAUGCAAUCUCCACGGCACCAGAGCCCCGACGGCGGCCAGAGCCUUCCUCCUCUUCUUCUUCCUCCUCUCCCGCGGCUCCGGUGCGCCCGCGGCCCUGCCUGGCGGCACCGACACCGACCCCCGGCGAUACACACUUCCGCACGUUCCGCUCCCAGGCCGAUUACCGGCGCAUCACGCGCACCAGCGCGCUUCUCGACGCCUGCGGCUUCUACUGGGGGCCCCUGAGUGUGCACGGGGCACACGAGCGGCUGCGCGCGGAGCCCGUGGGCACCUUCCUGGUGCGCGACAGCCGCCAGCGGAACUGCUUCUUCACUCUCAGCGUGAAGAUGGCCUCAGGCCCCACGAGCAUCCGCGUGCACUUCCAGGCUGGCCGCUUCCACCUGGACGGCAGCCGCGAGAGCUUCGACUGCCUCUUCGAGCUGCUGGAGCACUACGUGGCGGCGCCGCGUCGCAUGCUGGGGACCCCGCUGCGCCAGCGCCGCGUGCGGCCGCUGCAGGAGCUGUGCCGCCAGCGCAUCGUGGCCACCGUGGGCCGUGAGAACCUGACACGCAUCCCUCUCAACCCUGUCCUCCGGGACUACCUGAGCUCCUUCCCCUUCCAGAUCUGACCACCCGCGCCCACCGUGCACGCAGCAUUAACUGGGGCGCCCUUUUGUUUUCUAUAACUAAUUAUUAUUAUUUGACUGGAACCACAUGGAUGCCCUCCCCGCCUGGGUUGGAGGGAGCGGGUGUGGGAGCGCGACUCCUCCCGCUCUCAGCUGGAGAGGAGGCCUCAGACCUCUCCUCACCUCUUGGGGGGAUGCUUCCCUCCUGGUGUUCCCUCUGGGUCCCCCUGGACGUUGUAGCAGCUUAACUGUAUCUGGGCCGGGACCUGAACCCACACCUCCUACCUCCUCAUGUUUACAUACACCCAGUAUCUUUGCACAAACCAGGGGUUGGGGGAGGGUCUCUGGCUUUAUUUUUCUGCUGUGCAGAAUCCUAUUUUAUAUUUUUUACAGCCAGUUUAGGUAAUAAACUUUAUUAUGAAAGUUUUUU